Messenger RNA from Paramuricea clavata, 1452 nucleotides. NCBI's taxonomy places the organism in Eukaryota, Metazoa, Cnidaria, Anthozoa, Malacalcyonacea, Plexauridae. The record is from the annotation of a GenBank genome assembly.
AUGUCUGAUCAGCGUGAAGAGCGGCAUAAUAGAGCACACACUAGCGGGGAACCUUUAAAUGAAUGCGAUGUUUCUAAGAAGAAAUUUUAUAAACAUGAAACAACUAGUCAUUUUGCUGCUCAUAAAAAAAGAAGACACAAAAAAGACAAGUCUUAUGAAUGUGAUGUUUGUAAGAAGAAAUUUAACAGAUCAGACGCUUUGGGAGAACAUAAGAGAGCACACACAGGAGAAAAACCUUAUAAAUGUAAUGUUUGUGAGAAACGAUUUUCCCAAUCAAGUAGUUUUACAAAACAUAAAAGAACACACAUUACAGAGAGGCCUUAUGAAUGUGAUGUUUGUAAGAAGAAGUUUAAAAUAUCUGGCGAUGUAGCAAAACAUAAAAGAACACACACUACAGACAAGCCUUAUGAAUGUGAUGUUUGUAAGAGGAGAUUUAGAAUAUCUGGCGAGUUAGCUGUACAUAAGAGGACACACACUGGAGAUAAACCUUAUGAAUGCGAUGUUUGUAAGAGGAAAUUUGCACAAUCAGGUAAUUUAGCAACGCAUCAACGCACACACACUGGAGACAAGCCUUAUGAAUGUGAUGUUUGCAAGAAGAGAUUUAGACAAUCAGGUAAUUUAGCUGCACAUAAACAAACACACACAGGGGACAAGCCUUAUGAAUGUGAUGUUUGUAAGAAGAGAUUUAGACAAUCAGGUCAUUUAACUACACAUAAACAAACACACACUGGAGACAGACCUUAUGAAUGUGAUGUUUGUAAGAAGAAGUUUAAAAGAUCAGAUGCUUUGAUAAACCAUAAGAGAACACACAGUGGAGAGAAACCUUAUGAAUGUGAUGUUUGUAAGAAGAGAUUUGGAAGAUUAGAUAGUUUGGUAAAACAUAAGAGAACACACACUGGAGAGAAACCUUAUGAAUGUGAUGUUUGUACGAUGAGAUUUAUGAGAUCAAAUGAAUUGGUGACACAUAAACGAACACACACUGGAGACAACCCUUAUGAAUGUGAUGUUUGCAAGAAGAGAUUUAGACAGUCAGGUAUUUUAGCUAAACAUAAACAAACACACUCUGAAGACAGACCUUAUGAAUGUGAUGUUUGUAAGAAGAGAUUUACACUAUUAAGCAGCCUUAUGUGCCACAAAAAGGAACAUUUAUUUUGCAAUAGUUGCCACAAAGAGAUUAUUGAACCACAAGAUUUGCAAGGACACUUUGCUGAGGAUAAAAGCAUUGGAAAAUACGCUUGUAACAAAUGUAACAAACGAUUCUCAAAUUUUAUGACAUUGGUUCAACAUAUAGCGAGACAUCAUGGCAAUGAUGGAAACUACCAAUGUGGUUUAUGUCAAGAACUGGAAUCAACAGAACCAACUGGUGUUGGAUAUGUUUGUUGUGUUUGCGAUGUCGUGUUUGAUGUUCCCAGAGAUCUCGAAGAUCACAUGGCCACCCAUGACUCAAUGUGA